AUGCUCAUUUCUUAUAGGCUCUUUGGUAUACGAGCUCUUUUACUUGUAAAUAGUGCUAAUUAUUACUAUAAAAAUAACAAAACAAUAAUCGAAACAAAACAAACCAGAAGAUAUCAAUCUGUUCUUCUUCUCCUUUUUUCUUUUCCUUUGAGAAGAGACAGAUUUUUAGACUCCACCUUUUAUUUUGACUUAGUUCAAGAUUUUACACAAAAUUGGUAAUGGUUUCAAAUCAAAAUCUGCAUUGUUUUGGUAAAGCAAUUUUGCAAAGAAAGAGAAUAGUAGUACUAGUACAUACUACAAGAUAAGAGAGAGAUAGUACUAGUACGAAUUGGAGGGAAUUGUAGCCUAUAUAUCAUUAUAAACCAUUAGCAAAUUGUCACAUAUACCAUACCAUACCAUACCACUACACUAUUACUGCUACUACUCUUCUUCUUUCAUUGGUUACAGUAAGGCCACAGUCUUAAUAUUUUUUGCAGGCGCCGUCCUCCUUUUUUCCCUCUGUCCCCUCAAUACCCCAUACCUUUUUUCUUCUCUUUCUAACCAAAACACUAUUUUCUUUUUAACUUGCAAAAACCUUAUAUAUCGAAGCAAAAAGGAGGAGGAAUAUUCAUAUAAACAUGUUGGAAUAUGCACAUUUACCUCAGUGGCUUGUUGCACUGUUGACAGAGAAAUUCUUUAAUGCUUGCAUAAUUCACGAGGAUGCUAAGAAGAAUGAAAAGAAUGUUUUUUGUUUGGAUUGUUGUGAGGGUAUUUGCCCUCAUUGUUUGUCUCGUCACCGUUCUCACCGUCUUUUGCAGAUUAGGAGGUAUGUGUAUCAUGAUGUCAUAAGGCUUGGUGAUGCUGAUAAAUUGCUGGAUUGUUCUUUUGUUCAAUCAUACACUACAAAUAGUGCAAAAGUGGUAUUUUUAAACCAAAGGCCACAAACAAGGGCUAGUAGAGGCUCAGGUAAUUGCUGCAUAAUCUGUGACAGAGGCCUUCAGGAUCCAUUUCUCUUUUGUUCCAUCUCUUGCAAGGUUCAACACAUUUUAAGAACAGAGGGCAAACUUACGAAAUACAUCUAUAGGUGUGACUACAUGACACUACCUGAACCGGGUUUAGAUGAUGGACAAAUGACACCUGAUACAAUUCUUGAACCGGUCGGUUCGGUUGGAACCGAGUCCGGUUCAAGUGGAACCGGAGAAGUGGGUUGCCAUACGGUUGGAUGUACUGCAACAACAGAGAUUGUAAGGAAGAAACGUAGUACCUUGUCGGCUUUCCGGUCUGUUUUUCAACCGGUUGUGGCGGGUUCAGGGAUGAACCGGAGAAAGGGUACACCUCAACGGUCUCCACUUUACUAAUUUUGUGUUUUUUUAGGGAAAGAAUUGAAGUCGGGAGGUAGAAUUGAAGGACAUAAUUGGAAAUUCAAAUAGUUUAGUUUUAAGGGUAAUUUAGGAAGAAAAAGAAAAUUUACCUCCCAAUUUUGUAGAAUGGCUUUUUUCUCUCCAUUAUUAUCUGACAUUAUGGAAGCUAUAUUUCCUUUCUGACAUAGAGAAACAAGUGAAUACGAAUUGGAUUAGUAUUAAUGUUUUGAAAUUACUGUAAUAGUUAUACCUAACAUUUGGUUUUACAUGGACUUGCUUGUGCUCCUAUUGAUGCUUAUUUUGUCGAUUUAAUUCAA
Molecule: messenger RNA, 1657 nt
Organism: Lycium ferocissimum
Lineage: Eukaryota; Viridiplantae; Streptophyta; Magnoliopsida; Solanales; Solanaceae
Product: protein RGF1 INDUCIBLE TRANSCRIPTION FACTOR 1
Source: RefSeq, a predicted model, not a curated record